GGAAACGGGAAUGAUCGUGCAAUGAUAAGAAGGGCAAGUAAAAAGUGGCCCAUGAAGGUGAAUGGCCGGCGACUAGAAGAGGGUUGGGAAGAGUUUGUAAAGGAUCACAAUUUACAAUUGGGAGAUAUUUUAGUAUUCAAACAUGAAGGAGACAUGGAAUUUGAGGUCACCGUCUUUGAUUCAAGUUACUGUGAGAGAGAAUAUGAACAAGGAAUUCGUGAAAGCGAAGAAGAAAAAGCUUGUAUUGUUGAAGAGUCUUCCAAGAAAUUGGAAUUCAAAGAAAAACCAAAGCCCAUAAUCAAGACAUCAGGCAAGGCUUUCUCCAGUGUAGCAGCUGCUUAUAAGGAUAUGCAUCUCAGUCACUCUCAUUUCAUUUGUACUAUUAGAGCUUAUUGCCUUUCAAAGUAUUGUCUGUGUAUUCCAAAGCAAUUCGCACAAGAAAACAGACUCAACAACAGGAAAUGUAUGAUAAUUAUGAGGGACGAGCAAAGGUCAUGGACGUUUAGUGUGUAUACAAACGGCAAAAACACCUACAUUGGAAGUGGAUGGCGUGAAUUCUGCAUUACGAAUUGCUUAAAGGAAGGAGAUCGCUUAAUGGUUGAGAUAGUUUCCAAUGGAGAAACACCUAUAUUCAGAAUUCAUGGCAAGUUUGUCAUCUAAGCCCUUGUCUUAAAAUUUCAUCCUGUUUUCUACUGUUUAAUUAAUAUGUACUACUUUAAAUUUAUGGCGAGUGACUUUAUAGUUACAUGGAUCCUAUCUACCUAGUUCUUAACUUUUGUAUAUUCACGAUUUCUGUGGUUUGAAUCAUAAUUACUGGACACACAUUAGAAUCAAUAUCCAAAUUGCACAUAACAAUUUGAGGUGGUGAUGUAUAAGAUAGAUUUGCAACACAAAAAGUAGCACCCACAUUACCUCUUUCUGCUUUGGAUAGUCAUACUCAUCUAUCAUCUUUUUGUGUGUGCUUCAUCUACUCUUACUUUGUCUUUGUCGAUGCUCCUCCGAAUUUUUGGGUCCACGCAUGUUCUGUUAACUGACCUUGAUUGAUAUUCUUUUCAACGUAGAUCUGCGUUUGCCUUUUUUUAGCGCUGAUCAAUUCCAUUUUGUUGCCCUGGUUGUAGCAUUAUCCUCUGCUUAUUUGGCAUAGCAUUCUGCUGUUAAUCUUACAUAUUUCUCGAGUUUUUAUGAAGUCUUACAAAUUCCGAAUUCCCGUGGUUCAUCUGACGACAAAGUCUUACACUGUGGGGACUUUUCAUUUUGAAGAGUGUGUAGAGGAAGUAUUUUGCUUGGUAACAGUGGACGAGCAAAUAGUACCUCAGCUUUUUUUCUUUAGAAAAUUACAUUUACUUUGAAAAGCUUUUGAGUGUGGUAGAAAUCCCUUUGAGCUACCUGGUUACAACAAUAUACCCAGUGAAAUCCCGCGAAGUGGGGUUUGGGGAGGGUAGAGCGUACGCAGACCUUACCCCUGCCUUGGGAGGUAAAGAGGCUGUUUCCGGUAGACCCUCGGCACCAGAAAGCUACUCUGGUUAGCUCUUCAAAAUAA
Messenger RNA from Lycium ferocissimum, 1540 nucleotides. Its product is annotated as B3 domain-containing protein REM10-like. The transcript is spliced from 3 exons. The coding region runs from base 22 to 660 and encodes 212 amino acids. The record is from RefSeq and is a predicted model, not a curated record. NCBI's taxonomy places the organism in Eukaryota, Viridiplantae, Streptophyta, Magnoliopsida, Solanales, Solanaceae. Gene Ontology annotation, molecular function: DNA binding.